GUUACCUAGCAGAGAAGGCAACAUGGCUCAGAGGGAGGAUGGAGCGUUUGUUCUUCACGGAAGGAGAGUGGCUCUCAGAAAGAUUAGUGGAGAGCCUAAGGCUGCCACAGGUACCAACUCUGCAUUCUCAAGUAUUCCUGUUCUUUGGAGUUUUGCUCUUGAGGAUGUCUCCCCAGCACCUCACUUCUCUGUGGCCAACUAUGAUCACUGAACUGGUACAAGUAUUUCUACUUAUGGAGCAAGAACUUAAUGCUGAUGAAGAUAUCACAAGGAUAUCUGUGCCAUCAGUUGCUGGUUUGGAGACAACUUAUACUGGAGGGAAUGGCUUCUCUACAUCCUACAACAGCCAGCGGUGGCUAAAUCUGUAUCUGUCUGCGUGCAAAUUUCUCGAUUUAGCCUUGCCCUCUGAAAACCUUCCUCAGUUUCAGAUGUACAGAUGGGCAUUUAUCCCGGAAGCUUCCGAUGACGCAGGUUUGGAGGUGCACAGACAAGGCACACAUCAAAGGGAAUUCAAACCAUAUGUUGUUCGCCUUGCAAAGCUGCUGAGGAAAAGAGCCAAGGUCACCAACAUUCGACUUAAAAUCAGGCUGAUCUGAACAUUGGCCCCCAGACCAAAGAUUGGAUUAUAAUAGAGACUUAUGCAGGCCUGUCGGAAGAGAACCUUAUCAACAAACACAUGCAAUCCAGUCCCAACCAGGAUUUUUAAACAUGCCUAAUAUAUAUUUAUAUUUGUCUCAGCCAGAUAUUUGUAUAAGGGGACAGAUAUUGGCCGCUUAUACAGUCCAGUAAGCAACCAACUAAGUCUGGAUGGCAGGUAAAAUUGGACUGUGCACAGCCAGCUUUUAACGUUUAUUCGGCAUUGCAGGAACUAUUUGUUGGGUAACCUGCUGUAUAGUCUGCCUUUUGUAAAGAUAUGAACUUUGACUGUAUUUAGUAACAUAGUAAUAUAGUAAGUAAGGUUGAAAAAAGAAACACGUCCAUCAAGUUCAACCUUUUUUUUUUAUUAUAUCUGCCUAACUACUAGUUGAUCCAGAGGAAGG
Xenopus laevis (African clawed frog) is the source of this 1040-nucleotide messenger RNA. It is a transcript of the gene dop1a.S, whose product is annotated as protein dopey-1. The record is from RefSeq and is a predicted model, not a curated record. Gene Ontology annotation, cellular component: trans-Golgi network; endosome; cytosol. The transcript has 6 exons. Gene Ontology annotation, biological process: Golgi to endosome transport. Lineage: Eukaryota; Metazoa; Chordata; Amphibia; Anura; Pipidae. Bases 39 to 596 code for a protein of 185 amino acids.